Molecule: messenger RNA, 797 nt
Organism: Capsella rubella
Lineage: Eukaryota; Viridiplantae; Streptophyta; Magnoliopsida; Brassicales; Brassicaceae
Exons: 3
Coding region: 90-569 (159 amino acids)
Source: RefSeq, a predicted model, not a curated record
UUCUUCUAUCCCUUAAAUUCCUUCACUUCAAGAUAAAAAGAACCAUUUUUGCUUUCUUUAGCUACAAAACUAAACAAAACAAGAAAGAGAUGGGAAACUGUCAAGCAGUGGAUACAGCUAGAAUCGUGAUACAACACCCAAAUGGGAAAGAAGAGAAGUUGAGUUGUCCAGUUUCAGCUAGUUAUGUGAUGAAGAUGAACCCUGGCCACUGUGUUUCUCUUCUCAUCUCUACCACAUCUCUCUCCGCCACCUCUACUGGUCAUGGUGGACCUCUUAGGCUCACGAGGAUCAAGCUCCUUCGUCCAACGGAUACGCUUGUUCUUGGCCAUGUCUAUAGACUCAUCACCACCAAAGAGGUUAUGAAGGGUUUAAUGGCAAGGAAAUGUUCGAAGUUGAAGAAAGAAGGUAAUGGAUCAGAAGAUAAGCUAGAUAUGGUGAAAGAAAUAAGCUCUACUAAUCUUGAAAAUGAAGAUAAGCUACAAAUGAAGAAGCAAGAGAAAGAAAGGUCAAGAAUCUCAAGAUCAUGGCAGCCCUCUUUACAAAGCAUAUCGGAAGGAGGCUCAAGCUAAGCAAAUUCUAAAACUAUUGGAGCAUUGAAGAGAAAGCUUCGGAACUUGAGGAUCUAGUUUGUAAACAUAGGAAAAGGCAUGUGAGAGGCAAAUGACAAAAGCUGGUCCGUUGGAAUGUGUGAUAUUAUAAAGUUACAAAAAAUUUGAAAGCAUUGAUUCAGUUUGUUUGACUGAAGAAGACUCAUGAGUUCUCUGAGUAAAAUAAUAAUACACAGAUAUAUUAUCAAA